Molecule: messenger RNA, 767 nt
Organism: Oncorhynchus masou masou (cherry salmon)
Lineage: Eukaryota; Metazoa; Chordata; Actinopteri; Salmoniformes; Salmonidae
Product: ATP synthase subunit epsilon, mitochondrial-like
Exons: 3
Coding region: 83-241 (52 amino acids)
Biological process (GO): proton motive force-driven mitochondrial ATP synthesis
Cellular component (GO): mitochondrial inner membrane
Molecular function (GO): proton-transporting ATP synthase activity, rotational mechanism
Source: RefSeq, a predicted model, not a curated record
CCCCAAAAAGAAGACGGGUCUACGCUAACGACGUCAUCACGCACAUUUCCGAGUUGUCCUUGAACGAAACAUCGCUGGCAAAAUGGUUGCAUACUGGAGACAAGCUGGCCUUAGCUACAUUCGCUUCUCUGCGAUCUGCGCAAGUGCAGUGCGUGCGGCACUGAAACCCCAGUUCAAAGUCGAGGCACUGAAGGUUGCCGAGUCCAGCGUCAAAGUCUACGUACCAAAGGCUGUAGCAUGAUCUGAGUACGUCAUCAUGUAAUGGAUGUUCUUCGGGACCAAGAGGAUUUGUCAUUGUCCCGGCCAACAUAUCUUUGUGAUGGAUGACAACGCAAGGGUUACAUCUAGAUUUGUCGAGAGAUGGAAAACUUAACAGAAUUGAUUUUUCUCCUUUAAUUUGUAAUUAAGAAAAUGAAAUAAAACUCCCAUCUAAAAAUAAUUGUCUGCUAGAUUAACUCAUGCCUUAUCUGGCAAUAUUAACUGUGAACAUGUGUAAAAGUAGGCUAAAAGCUCUGAACUUGGCCUUGUAGUUCAAAUAUUUUAUUCAUUGAAUUAAAUACUGUACAUGAACUACAGUGUGAAAUGAGAAUGAAUACUUUUAGAUAAGCUUUUCAGUGGAAUGAAACAGGGUCGUGUUCAGUGUGUAAAGUUACAGAAUGUUGAGAGAGAAGCAGGUCUGUUCUACAUAAUGUAUUUCUAUCAGCUUUAUACAAAACAUCUAUGAUGUUGCAACUAAACUUAAAUUAAAUUGUUUAACAUUUGGAACA